Ctenocephalides felis (cat flea) is the source of this 1178-nucleotide messenger RNA. RefSeq names its product ADP-ribosylation factor GTPase-activating protein 2-like. The record is from RefSeq and is a predicted model, not a curated record. NCBI's taxonomy places the organism in Eukaryota, Metazoa, Arthropoda, Insecta, Siphonaptera, Pulicidae. Gene Ontology annotation, biological process: COPI coating of Golgi vesicle. Gene Ontology annotation, molecular function: GTPase activator activity.
AUUUUUGAUAAUGAAAAGUUUUCCAAUAUAAGUUUUUGAAAUAUUUUUUCUAUAUAUUUAUAAUUUUUAUUCUAACCAUCUGUCAAGUGCCAACAAAUCAAAAAUGGCGGAUCAAUGUCCAGAAAAGAAGGAAAUUGAGCAGAUAUUUAAUAGAUUGCGUGCGAUUUCUGCGAAUAAAGUAUGUUUCGACUGCAACGCCAAAAAUCCUACGUGGGCAUCAGUAACAUAUGGCGUAUUCAUUUGCAUCGACUGUUCAGCUGUUCACAGGAGCCUGGGGGUCCAUUUAACUUUUGUUAGGUCUACACAGCUCGACACUAACUGGACCUGGCUUCAAAUGAGACAUAUGCAAAUGGGGGGCAAUGCAAAUGCUUCUCAAUUUUUCCGCCAACAUAACUGCAAUACGAAUGAUUCACAGCAGAAAUAUAAUUCUCGGGUGGCCUCGAUGUAUAGAGAUAAAUUGAGAAACUUAGCACAACAAGCAAUGAAUUUGUAUGGUACACAAACUUUUAUUGAUUCAAACAAUGAAACGGCACCUGUCGAAUCCAAAGAACCUGACUUUUUUGAUGGAAUUACAGAUGAUUUCAAUUCUAAUUUACCUGAAACAUUACAAGUAAUAAAAAAUGAUGUGUCAUUAAAACAGAAUUCUAAUUUAAAUGAAACACCAGCUGAACGGAAACCAACUAUUGGUGUGAGGAAAGUUCAGCCUAAGACUGGCUUGGGGGCAAAGAAAGGACUUGGUGCUACAAAAGUAUCUACAGAUUUUGCAGAAAUUGAAAAAGAAGCUAAUUUAUUGCAACAAAGAAGAACUGAGCACGCAGAAUCGUUUAAAAAAAGUGCUGAGCAAAGUAAAAAGGACGAUGAAGAAGCAAUGAUUAGUAUGAGACUAGCUUAUAAAGAUUUAUCUUUACAGCAAUCUAAAGAGGAAGAGCGCUUAAAAACAGUUGAUCCUAAAAAGGCCAAACAAGUAGAAAGGCUAGGAAUGGGAGUUUCAAAAGCAAGAUCUGGUGUUUCUCAUUCAGCUCUCAAUGAUAUGAAAACAAUUGAACAAGAAAACUUAGAUAACAGUCCCAAAUUUUCAAUGCCUAAGUCUUCAUUUGAAAAAGAAAGUGAUGGAUUUUUCGAUGAUUUUUCAUUUUCCUCAAAUAGCAUGUAUGAUAGAAGUGGUGAAAGACAAAUAC